Molecule: messenger RNA, 1464 nt
Organism: Leishmania mexicana MHOM/GT/2001/U1103
Lineage: Eukaryota; Euglenozoa; Kinetoplastea; Trypanosomatida; Trypanosomatidae
Exons: 1
Coding region: 1-1464 (487 amino acids)
Cellular component (GO): cytoplasm
Molecular function (GO): protein binding
Source: RefSeq, a predicted model, not a curated record
AUGGUCCGGAUUACUGUGGAGCUGCUCCGUCGCCGCGCGGAGCACAACGAGGGCUGCCUCUCGAACCUGAAAGAGAUCGCUCUUCAUCAGCAGGAUAUUGAAAAGAUCGAUCUCCUCGGCGACGCAUGCCGCCAGCUGGAGAUUAUCUACCUCUGCAACAACUACAUCAGCCGCAUUGAAGGGCUACGACACCUGAAGUGGCUGAAGUACCUCAACCUCGCCGUGAACAAUAUUACGGUAAUUGACGGGCUUCAAGGGUGCGAGGCGCUGGAACGGCUGGACCUCACGCUGAACUUCAUUGCGGAGCCGACGUCGGUGCAGACACUGCUCGCGAAUCCGUUUCUGGAGUCGCUACAUCUGACAGGCAAUCCAUGCACAAAGACGGAGGGUUACCGCGCCUAUGUCAUUCACUCAUUGCCUCAGUUGAAGGAGCUGGACGGCGAUGAGAUCAUCAGAGCGGAGCGCAUCAUGGCGCGGCAGGCGGAGGAUGUGGUGAUUGAGGUGGCCGAGGAGGAGGCGGUGAGGGUGCGCGAGGCGGAGCGCAUCAAGCAAGAGAUGCUAGCAAAGGGAAUAGAUCCGUUUCCGCCCAAGUACAACGACAAGGGUGAGCGUGUGUACGGACACACGCCGGAGGAGCGUCUGCAGAUGUUGCACGAGCAGCAGGAGAUGGAGCGGAAGAAAAAGGAAGAGCAGUCGACCCCGCAGCCCGGCAGCAUCGCUGCUCUCCAUCAGGAGCUGAAGAGGCAGCAACAGCCGUCGCAGCGCCUGACCACCGAGGAGGAGCGCAGCAAGUUUGGUCGUCUGCUGUUGCGCAACGAGCCCCGCGUGCCUUUCCACAUGAACCAGGACGACGCUGCGGAGUUCGUGCUCACCGUGGAGCCUGGCAAGUUCAUCUCCACCACGCUGCUCUCUGUGCAGGUAGAGGUUGAUGUGGUGCGGGUUUUCAUCAAGGGGAAGCUACUCCAGGUGCCGGUCGAGGACGAGCUUGCGGCGGACGCGGCGCAGGUGCAGCGCUCUACCACGGCCGGACAGCUAAAGGUGACGGUGCCGUACGCACCGGAGGUGCAGGAACGACGGGGCGACGUGCGUGCGCGUCUCAGAGGGCUGCGCGAGGUGACCGAAAAGGCUUCCAGCGCAACCGGGAAGAGUGUGGCGAGUACAACCCCACCGCCUACAGCUUCUCUUCCAAAAGCCGCUGAACCACCCACCCGCUCCACACUCCUGGAGAUUGAGAGUCGCAUGGGUGGUAGCUCAUCACCCUCCCUAUCGAUCAAUCCGCGAGGAACAACAGACCCACUCAAGAGCAGUGGCAAGAACACCACUGCGGGCAGUGGUAUCGUGAAAUCUGCGGAGGACAUCUCGCCUGUGCCGCCUACCAUGAUGGUUUCCGCUGAGGCGACCACAUUGGCGUCGCAACCCAUGACUGCAGUGCUGACUCCGACCACCGCGGCAUCGAGUCGAUGA